Molecule: messenger RNA, 693 nt
Organism: Protopterus annectens (West African lungfish)
Lineage: Eukaryota; Metazoa; Chordata; Ceratodontiformes; Protopteridae
Product: E3 ubiquitin-protein ligase TRIM69-like
Exons: 5
Coding region: 1-693 (230 amino acids)
Source: RefSeq, a predicted model, not a curated record
AUGCAUCAUAUAGAAGAAUGGGCACAGGUUACAGAAGUGACCAACUCUCAUGUGUCUCAGAGGGAGAUGCAACACAAUAGUAACCACAAUGAAGUGUAUGAAGCAGCAGUGCACAUACUAAGUGUGGGAAGGCUACAACUGAUACUGUAUAUGUUUCCUAUAGAAUAUAGAAGAAAAAAUGGAGUAUGGAAACUUGCUGGCCAUGUGUUUUGUAGAGAAAAUGAACAGUUAAAAGAAGAGGUCAAAAUGAAAAGUGAUUUAACAUCUCUUGAAUCCAAAGUGAAAGAUUUUAAAUGUGUGCAGAACCAAAAGAGGAAAGAAAUCAUAGACAAACAGGAAGAUGCUGUUAGAUUGGAAGAGCACAUUAAACAAGAAUUUGCAAAAUUGCAUCUGUUUCUCCAAGAUAAGGAACAGAAACUCAUCCAACAACUUAAGGAUGAAGAAGAACGUAUUCUGAAAGAAAUGGAAGAAAAUCUUCAUUGCAUAAAACAAGAAAUUAUUUCCUUUAACAUAGAAAUGUCUGAUAGGAACUUGAAACUCCAGAGUAAAGUAACAGAAGCAGCGACUCUGAAAGACAUGGAAGAAAAAUUUGAAUCUGCCAAAAGUGGUGAAAUGGCUAGACAGGAGACAUGCGGCAGUAAUUUGGAGCUCAGAGAACAGCAACCUCUUUGUAUCCUAACAGGUAAUUUUUAG